UAUUUAACAUAGCCGACAAGGCAGCCAGUGCUCAGUCGACCACCGACCGUAUAACACAGAGUAUAUUCACAUUUCUUAAGUCAACGUAUCGGUAGACCGGCGUUCCGUAAACGGUGUUAGACAGUGUGAAAAGUGACAGUUCCACUCGCCAUGACUUUCUUAAUUUUCACCAUAGUUCCAUUAUUCGUAUCGAGUGUGCUGGCCAAUAAUUUCAGCUACGAUGGAAGCAAUGGUCCGUCUCAUUGGGGCAACGAGUAUAAAACUUGCCUGGGGAAAUUCCAGUCUCCUAUUGACAUAGAAGAAAAAGAUGUAACCACUACCACCUUUCCGCCACUGCAAUAUUCUGGUGUCCAUCGUUCCCAUACAGCCUACAUGACAAACAAUGGGCACACAGUGAUGAUUCAAAGCUUCGACAAUGAAUUGCCUACGAUAUCCGGAGGACCCUUAAACGGUAGCUACGUUUUCCAACAACUUCACUUCCACUGGGGACAAAACGAUAAUCUGGGAUCCGAGGAUCUCAUCAACAAUCACUCGUUUUCCAUGGAACUUCAUGCUGUUUUCUGGAAGAAAGAGUACGGUUCAUCGAAUAAGGCAAUGAAUCAUUCUGAUGGACUUACUGUACUGGCAUACUUGUACCAGGUCGCCGAUAAACCGAAUCCAAUUUUCGAUCCCAUCGUGCCACAGAUACCAGAAAUAAUGACUGUUGGCAAUAAUAUCACACUGAAGGAUGACAAUAUUUUGAGCAAAUUGAUCGCAGCUGAUAUCGAAUCGGCCCAGAAUUAUUUCACGUACAGAGGAUCGUUAACAACACCCCCGUGUUUGGAGAUCGUUCAAUGGAUUGACUUCAUAAAACCGCAAUUUAUAUCUCACGAACAGUUGGCCGCAUUCCGCAGUGUCCAAUCUAGCGAUGGUACAAAUUUAACUCAUAAUUUCCGUCCGGUUCAACCGUUGGACGGUAGGGUGGUCUAUCGCAAUAUUCCUUCCGGAUCCACGGAUACUUCCGUGUCAACGAAUCCGACCCUAGCCCCCGAAACUACAACUACACCCCCUGUAACGACUACAACCUCAAAGCCUGAACCAACGACUAAAGCUCCAAAUCCUGAACCAACGACUAAAGCUCCAAAUCCUGAACCAACGACUAAAGCUCCAAAUCCUGAACCAACGACUAAAGCUUCAAAGCCUGAAACAACGACUCCACCGAUUGCUACAACGAUUCCUUCGAGUAACAAAACUGACAGUUCUAAUAAUGGACAACAAAGCAUGUGGACCGUAUCACCUUUUGCAGUGAUACUUGGAUUAAUUUUUCUGCUACCCUGUCAGUAAUAUACUGGAGACUCUAGUCAAUCACUUUGACUGUAUAUGUAAUUUAAAGUAGGCAAUAAGCAAUUUGAAGUAUGUAUUUACUUGAAUGAUUUUGAUGAAAGUAGAUGUUAUGUAUUUCCUAUGAUGCAUCUAUGUAAGCAGAUUUUAGUAAAUACAUAUUUCAAAAUUAUGUAUAAGAUACUUGUAAUACAUAAAAAAAAAUAAAUGUCUUUGUUAUUUUUAGUUAUAUAUGUACUACUGAUAUUUAUCUAUAGGAAUAUUGUGAACAUUGUAUAUAUAUAGAGUAUUCUUGUACUGACUGAUUAUAAGAGUUCUUAUUUCUUGUCAGAGCUAAGCAGUAGAGAUAAAGAAAGACAGUAAGCAAAUUGAUCACCUGUACUUUGAUAAGUAAGAAAGAUAAAACUGUUAAUUAAAAUAUUAAGAAUAAUAUAAGAUGGAGCUUUUUUCAGAAACAUUGGUGUAUGUCUGUCUAACAGUUCCUACUGCUGCCAUAACGAUGUAUUAUAAUCAAUUACAUAUGUAAUAAGACUUGUUCACAAGUGUAUGCAUGUGAAACAUAUUGUGUUAAAAUAAAUUGUGAUUUAGAUGAUAAUAAA
Molecule: messenger RNA, 1919 nt
Organism: Osmia lignaria (orchard mason bee)
Lineage: Eukaryota; Metazoa; Arthropoda; Insecta; Hymenoptera; Megachilidae
Product: carbonic anhydrase 2
Cellular component (GO): cytoplasm
Molecular function (GO): carbonate dehydratase activity; zinc ion binding
Source: RefSeq, a predicted model, not a curated record